Drosophila novamexicana is the source of this 1348-nucleotide messenger RNA. Its product is annotated as carboxypeptidase B. NCBI's taxonomy places the organism in Eukaryota, Metazoa, Arthropoda, Insecta, Diptera, Drosophilidae. Gene Ontology annotation, molecular function: zinc ion binding; metallocarboxypeptidase activity. Gene Ontology annotation, biological process: proteolysis. The coding region runs from base 3 to 1274 and encodes 423 amino acids. The record is from RefSeq and is a predicted model, not a curated record. The transcript is spliced from 3 exons.
AGAUGAAAAUAUUGUGUUUCGCUGUGUUUUGGCUCGGCCUAGCGCUCAGCCACGUUGAGGGUGGCGUCUAUGAUGGAUUUAAGAUCUAUGAGCUGGCAACAAAGAGUCGCAGCGCUGCCGUCAAUUUACUCUUGUCUGAGCUGGUUAAGAAUGAGUCAUACUAUGAUCUGUACUCGGACAAUGGUGCAGCUGCCCACAUCAUGGUGCAUCCUGAGGCGCAGCCGGAGUUUAUUGAAUUGCUUACCGGCCACACGCUGAGCUAUAAGAUUGUUAAUCAUGAUGUGGGCCUUACGCUGCGCCGCCAAUUCGAAACGAAUCGCAUGCUGCGCAAUUGGUAUCCCUACCAGGGACGCCUGGGCACCGAGCGUUACUAUACCCAGGGAGAGAUUAAUCAAUAUAUUGAGCAGCUCGCCCAGGAACAUCCGAGUCGGGUGUUUAUCAAGACGGUGGGCAAAAGCUUUGAGGGCCGCUGGCUGAAGACCAUACGGAUAACCAAUGGGGAUGGGCGGGCCAAUAAGAAUGUUAUACUCAUGGAUGGUGGCUUCCAUGCACGUGAAUGGAUCUCACCGGCUGCCGUCGUCUAUGCCAUUGGUGAGCUGGUGAACAACUAUGAGGCGCAUGCCCAGCUGUUGCUGGACUACGACUGGGUCAUUCUGCCCGUGGUCAAUGCCGAUGGCUAUGAGUACACACAGCUGUCGGAGGAUACGCGUUUUUGGCGCAAAACACGCCAGCCGAGCAGCGUCGAGUGCAUCGGCACUGAUCCCAAUCGGAAUUUUGGUUUUCAUUGGAAUGAAACUGGCGCUUCUUCGGAUCCCUGCGCUGAGACCUAUGCGGGACCAAGGGCGUUCUCCGAGCCGGAGGCAAUUGUGGUGCGUGAUCUCAUACACAGUCUGGCGGAUCGUGGCAAACUGUAUCUGACAGUGCACUCCUAUGGAAACUAUAUCCUGUACCCUUGGGGCUAUAUCGAUGAACUGCCAGAAACUUGGGAGGAUCUGGAUGAGGUUGGACGCGCUGGUGGUGAUGCCAUAGAGAAGGCAACCGGCACCGUUUACCAGGUGGGCUGCUCCACCACCUUGUUGUAUGCAGCCGCCGGCGCUAGCGAUGAUUAUGCAUUUAAUGCGGGCUUUCCUAUAUCAUUUACCAUGGAGCUGCCAGCUGGUGGAGCCAAUUUUUUUGAUCCACCUGCGUCAGAUAUUGAUAGGCUUGUUAAGGAAACCUGGGUGGGCAUCGAAGCCAUGGCCCGUAAGGUGAUUGAAAAGUAUCCACUCAACUAAAGCCCCAUCUUUAAAUGUAUAAUAAAUUGGAAAACCCUCCUAGGGUAACCUAACGAGUAUUUAAGUCUAUAAAU